CUCUAGCGCCCAUGCAAGAGUUGUAGGAGGAACAUUAGUACACUUAGGAAUUCAAUAGUAUAUCAUGAAGAUCUGCGAUCUCUAGAGGACUUCAACACAUUAUUUUAUCAAGUUCGGUACUUGGUGAAAUUUGAAACUUGGUGCCAUUUUAUGAAAUAUAUUUACUAUUUGGUUAUGUUGAUCUUUUCCAUUUUCUUGUUUAAAAUUUGUUCAAUAUAAGACGUUUCAGCUUUUAUUCAAUGUAUUUAAUGUACAUUCAUCAUCAAAGGCAUUUUGGUACUUGCUUCAGCCGCAAGGCUUCUUUUCUUCAGGGAAACCAGCUAGCUGGCUCAAUGUCCUCAGCUUUUCUGCCACAGCUUGUCCUGGUUCCUGACGCCACUGAUGGUGGAGCGAAAAAAACACGACAGAAAAGCAACGGAGGUAACAGUUAACAAAUACUACACGAUCAAUUCGACACAACUACCUCCCAAGUACGAAGAGAAACAUGUCGAAAGUUAGAAGCUUAUAUACCAAGGGGGAAGGCACAUGAUAUGGGAACUUCAAGUAGAAACAUUAACACAGGAGUAGAGAGCAAGUAAAGCCUCACUCACAAACAAGCAAUGAAUAAGAUGUUUGCCCCAAAGCCCAAGCUACGAACAUUAUAUGGUUUGUUUCUCUGCAGCAAGUCCACAAAACACAGUGACACAGACGAGACAGCUUGUCGAGGUCUACGAGAGGGGUUUUAAAGUUCGUGAGAAACAACAUUGAAAAAAAAGGAGGGGCAACCAGGUGAGAAGAACAUGGAAGAGUUACAAACCCAGGGUUCUCAGUCAAGCCCUCAAGGCUGCGGGAGAGUUGGUUGCAGAACUCGACCUGUUUCGCGUGUUUGUCGUUGCAUCAAGCAUUGUGUUAAGGGGGAAGUAGUGAUUACUCAGAACCAGGGGCAAUCAGGUCCUGGGAAAUCAGCAUCAGUGCAACUUUACAGCAGCACCAAAGUUGAUCCAAGCACAGGGGAAGGGAAGCUGAGCCGAAGAGCUUACCUGAGACAUGGAAAGAGCAAGAAGAAGGACGGCGUAAAAACGACCGUAUACAAGAUGAAGUUGUGGGUGGAGGCAGAUUUUGGAACUCCAGGAGCACUCCUCAUUGCCAACCGUCACAAGCAUAAGUUCUUUCUCGAGUCUGUUAACGUUGAAAUUCCAAAUCAGCAUAUUCAUUUCGACUGCAGCUCUUGGGUAUAUCCUGUGGACAAGACAAAAUCAGAGCGUCUUUUCUUCUCAAACACUAGUUACCUCCCAGGCCAAACACCUCCAGCUUUGGUGGAGUUGAGGAAGUCAGAACUUGUGAGCUUGAGAGGAGAUGGAACUGGGGAGAGGAAGGAAUGGGAUAGGAUCUAUGACUAUGAUUUCUACAAUGAUUUAGGUCAUCCAGACAAAGGCUGGCAACAUGCUAGGCCCAUCUUAGGUGGUUCCAGAUGGCAUCCAUACCCUUGCAGGGGAAGAACAGGGAGGCCUUCUAGCAAUGCAGAUCCAUUGGCUGAGAGCCGCAGCGAGUCAAUGAAACUGGACAUAUACGUGCCCUCAGAUGAGCAGUUUAGCCCUGCAAAACUUUCAGCCUUCCUUUCAAACUCCAUUGAGGCUACAGUUCAUUUUCUUGCCUCUGAAGCAAAAGCUUUGUUAAGAGAUGACUCUAGUGACUUUAGGUCGUUUGACGACCUACGUGAGUUGUUCUCUGGCAAGAGAAGCCAAGCAGUAGAGGAAAAAGUUGCAGAGAAACUGAAGAAAUUAGUACCCUAUGAUCUUUUCAAAGAAGUCACAAACAGAAGCAAAGAAGAUACCACCAAAUUUCCACUACCACAGAUCAUAGCAGAGAAUGAUAUUGCCUGGAUGGACGACAUGGAGUUUGCACGACAAAUGCUUGCAGGGAUAAAUCCAACAAGGAUACAAUGUUUACAGGAAUUCCCCCCAAAAGGAAAACACUCAGUGAGCACAAUCAAGGCAUCAGACAUUGAAGAUAACCUUGAUGGUUUGAGUCUUAUCCAGGCAAUGGAGCAGUGGAGGAUAUUCAUCUUGGAUCACCAUGAUUACCUCAUGCCCUUUGUGAGCAGAAUAAAUGCCAAUGGUGUUUGUGCUUAUGCAUCGAGAACCUUAUUAUUUUUAAGAAGCAAUGCCACACUAAAGCCGCUGGUAAUAGAACUAAGCUUGCCUGGAUUCUCCAGAAGGACCACCAGCAGCCGAGUGUUUCUUCCAGCCAGUCAGGGCACUGGAGCAGCACUCUGGCAAUUUGCUAAAGCUCAUGUUACGGCCAAUGACUCAGCUCAUCACCAACUAGUCAGUCAUUGGUUGCACACUCAUGCAGUUGUUGAGCCAUUCAUCAUUGCGUCCCGAAGGCAGUUGAGUGUUAUGCACCCCAUCCACCGCCUAUUGCAUCCACAUUUCAAAGACACCAUGCACAUUAAUGCACUAGCUCGAAAUCUCCUAAUAAACGCAGGUGGGAUCCUCGAGCAAACACUAUUUACUGGUGAAAUUUCUAUGGAGCUGUCUUCUGAGCUUUAUAAAGAGUGGAGAUUCAAUGAACAAGCUCUCCCUGCUGAUCUUCUAAAAAGACGACUGGCCCUACAAAACCCUGCCCAUCCAAGCGGGGUCGAGCUGCUCUUCCCCGAUUAUCCCUAUGGUGCAGAUGGACUUGAAAUAUGGCAAGCUAUCAAAACGUGGGUAACAGACUUCUGCACAGUUUUCUACAAAGACGAUGACUCUGUUAGGUAUGACGUGGAAAUUCAAGCAUGGUGGUCAGAAAUCCGAAACAUUGGUCACGGUGACAAGGCCCACGAGCAAUGGUGGUUUAACAUGACAACCAUAUCUGAACUCGUAGAGACUCUAACAACUCUCAUUUGGAUUGCAUCUGCUCUUCAUGCAUCUGUGAAUUCUGGGCAGCAUGCAUAUGCCGGUUACCCUCCAAAUAGGCCAAUACAAUGUCAAAGGUUCAUCCCAAGAGAAGGGACACCCUUAUUUGCUGAGUUCCUAAGAGAUCCUGAUAAAUUUUACGUGGAUAUGUUGCCAGGAAGAUUUCAGAUGACACUUGGUAUAGCAUUAACAGAGGUUUUAUCACGCCACACAUCAGAUGAGGUGUACCUGGGAUGCAGGCCACUAAACUGGACAGACAACAAGGAAGUCAAGCAAAAGUUCAAGAAAUUCAGCGAUGCUCUUCAAGAAAUAGAGAAGAAAAUAGUUCAAAGAAACAGAAAUCCAGAGUUGAAGAAUAGAUGUGGACCUGCAAAGAUGUCAUACAAAUUCCUUUACCCAGGGACAUCUAACACCAGAGCCAGAGGGGGGCUCGGUGCAGAAGGGAUACCUAACAGCAUAUCGCUCUAAGUAACUUUGUUGCACAUACCUGCAACUAGAAACAAUGACUUGCGGUACCAUAAAAAUGAUUUAACAUCAGAGUUAAAUGAAAAAAAACCUUGUGAACUCAAAAUUGCAAUCCCAAUAAUCUCUCGUCUCGGUUCUCAAUUCAGGAUCACAUGCUUUGGAGUUUUAUGGAUCUGCAGUUUACAGGAACUCAAAACACAAUACCAUCAAACCAAUAGCCUGACAGGUAGAGAUAGAAAUGGAGACAUUUUAUAAAAAGGCAGACCAAAC
Linum trigynum is the source of this 3614-nucleotide messenger RNA. Lineage: Eukaryota; Viridiplantae; Streptophyta; Magnoliopsida; Malpighiales; Linaceae. The record is from the annotation of a GenBank genome assembly.